UUAACAGAACAUCCAGCAAUGGAUAAAUACUUUGACAACGAGAUUAUUAUAGAAGAAGGGAAUAGCGAGCAUGCCCAAGAUGAUGAGCAAGUCAGUGUUGAAAAGACAUUAGAAGGGCUACGAACUUGAGGUGAAGGGAGUAAUAGUAUUGAGAGCAAUAGAUGUAGUGACCAUACUCCUUCUGCAUCAACUUCCAAAGCUAGAGCUAAUUCGAAAAGGAAGAGAUCUUCCAUUUCUAAGAAUACAAUUGAAGGAUCGUACUACUCACGUAAUUCAAGCCAGAACCAGUCUUUACCAGCUGGAAAAAGCUUAGGUAAGCAGAUAAUGAAGAGAAAACUAAGCAAAAAGUCUCUAAAAGGAAGCUCUAAUACUGUUAUGUCCCUAUCCAAGAUGCAAAAAUAGGCGAAGUUCUUUGAACUUUAAGCCUUCUCUGGGGCCUUUUGCAGGCCUUGGGGUGCUAAGCUAUAAGAAAGGAGUUCCUCCGAUGCACAAUUAUUUAAAAGCAAAGAACAAUGCAAAGAAGUUUGUCAAUCAUCACAUCGAAGGUCUUGAGAACAAACGGAAUACUCAGAAGAAGCUGGAAAGAGGAAUGAAGAAGACUCUCGGAGCCAGCCAGAUCUCAAGCCUCUAUGUCAAGCAUGCAAACAGAGAGACACGUAGAUGUUUCCAUCACUGGAAAGACUUGUUCCAACAGGAACAAAUUAUAGAGAAUAUGUUCAGGUUUUACUCAAACAGAGUCGCUAAUACUUUCAAUAAUGCUCCGGAAAUUCCUUUAGAAGAGUAUUCUGAGAAAUAGGAAACAAAUCGCAUACCAAAAUGCUGUUGAGAACAAAUGAAGCCAACUAAAGAAGGUCAUUGAGGAGCGACAGAAGAGUAUUGUCAGUACACAAACACAGUUAGAGAAAUCAAAGGAACAAGCUCAUCUGCUCGACACGUAUCUCAAGAAGCAAAAUAUGAAUUUAAGAAUUAAUCUUCUGGUUAAAUCUAUGAAGGAUGCCUUCCUCAGGCCUAAAAAGGAAGGGCUUAAUGCACUUCAAAAAUAUAACAAAGAGGUGAAAUUUCAUACACUUGUGAAGUUAUCGAAUAUCAUGAAUAAGAGGAUCAUUCUGAACGAGAAAUUUAUCAGAUAUACUUACUUCCAUAGAUGGAAGAAUAUUUCAUUUGAUGAUUAUGAGUUCACAAUUGAGGGAUUCAUACAAUCCCAGUUGAAAGCAACUGUUCCACAUACAAUAUCCCUCGUUAAGGUCAAAGACAAGAAUUUGGAUUACCAGAGGCGACUUCAAGAGGAAAAAGAGAGAAUUGAGCGAGAGCAAAGACAGCAAGAGCGAGAUAUCAACAGGAAGAAGAAGCAGAAGGCUGAGAAGAUCAAAAAUCUGUGAUAUAGCAUGCUGACUGAGGCUUUACAAAAUAGGGAUCAAGGAUAGAUUUCAAUAUAGAAAAAA
Moneuplotes crassus is the source of this 1442-nucleotide messenger RNA. The record is from the annotation of a GenBank genome assembly. Lineage: Eukaryota; Ciliophora; Spirotrichea; Euplotida; Euplotidae.